AUGAACCGAUGUAAAAAGAGUGGUGAAAAUGAGAAUAAUCAAGGUGUUUUGAAUGCGGACAGGAUCAGUCAGUUGCCUGAAGCCUUGAUUGUGAAUAUAUUGUCUUUGCUUACUACAAAAGAGGCCAUAGCCACGAGCGUUUUGUCUAAACAAUGGCGCUCUCAUUGGAAGAUGCUGCCUAAACUCACGUUCCGUUCUAACCAAUCUUACUAUCACAGCCGUGAACUCGGGACGUUUUUAAAGGACGUUUUCAAGACUUUGCUUUCACACAAGGCUCCCGUUCUACAUAGUUUUCAUCUCUCAGUUGUGUUAGAUAAAUGUGACGAAACGGAUACUGGAGUAUUGAUUGGAAUUGCUCUUUCCCGCAAUGUACGUAAGCUGGUACUCGGUGUUCAAUGUUACGAUGGGAAAGUAUGCUUCAGAUUUCCUAGAUGCUUGUACAACUGUGAAACACUAGAAACUUUAAGACUCACUUCUAAUGUUCAUAUAGAUGUCCCUUCAACAUUUUGUCUAAAAUCUCUUAGAACUAUGGAGCUUAUCACGGUGGACUUCAAAGACGAUGAAUCAUUUAUUAACCUUUUAUCUGGCUGCCCUAAUCUCGAAAACUUGGAAGUGCAAGGAAUACUAGAGAACAGUGUGAAGGCUUUCACUAUUGCAGUUCCAUCUUUACAGAGGUUAAAAUUUUAUAAUUACAGCUAUUUUGAGCCGCUUGCGGGCUAUGUGAUAAAUGCUCCCUCUUUGAAAUACUUGGAUAUUGAGAUUUGUGGUUAUGGUCUUGAGUUUUGUCUUAUUGAGAAUUUGAGGAAGCUGGUGGAGGCAAAGAUCAUUGUUGUCUCUAAGAUAAUCAAUGAGAACCUUUUGGAAUCUCUAACUUCGGUCAAACGUCUGUCCUUGGAAUUGCCACCCUUGAUGGUCAAGUUUUCCACCGGCAGCACCUUCUAUCAGCUUGUAUAUUUGGAGCUACAUACACAUGCAGAGUGGUGGAAUCUACUUACCCUCAUGCUUGAUAGAUCUCCUAAAUUGCAAGUCCUAAAGCUCAUGCACCCUAUGGGUUGGAAAGAAAGCCCAGCUCCUGGAACAUGGAAUCAACCAAAGAAUGUUCCUGAAUGUUUGUUGUCUCACCUCGAGACAUUCAAGUGGAUAGGCUUCGAAUGGAAACAAGAAGAGGAGAUCAAAGUGGCGAAAUAUAUUCUAAGUAACUCAAAACGUUUGAAAAGAGCAACUUUUUCCUCAUCAAAACCCAUCACUGAUCCUAAAAAGAGAGAUAAGAUGGUCGAGGAUUUAAAUAGUGUGGUCAGGCCUUCGAGUUCAUGCCAGCUUCUGUUCAAAUGA
Molecule: messenger RNA, 1332 nt
Organism: Camelina sativa (false flax)
Lineage: Eukaryota; Viridiplantae; Streptophyta; Magnoliopsida; Brassicales; Brassicaceae
Product: putative F-box/FBD/LRR-repeat protein At4g13965
Source: RefSeq, a predicted model, not a curated record